GGCAGGCUGGGCUGGGGCCAAGGAGCUCAGAACGAGGAUACCCCAAUGCUUCCUUCCUGCUGCACAAAAAGUCCCGAGUGGGUUUUGCUCUGAGCUGUCACCUCUCCAGCAUGCGAUGUGCCCACCCUGUCCCACUGAGAGCCGCCAGGCCCAAACACAACUGUCCUGGGAGCUUGUGUGAUGGCAUCCCUUAAGGAAAUUGCUUUCCCUUCCUCAGCAGCAGUGUAGGGAGCUGGAGCCCCUCAGCAGGCAGAGCUGUGCCUUGUGCCUGCUCCUGCUAUGGGGCUGGGGCUCUCUGUGCCCUCUGAUCCUGCAGCUACAUGCAGCCAUGCCAGUGUUUGUCUCCAUUCCCACUCCCACAUCCCACAGAGGCAGCCGGCCUAGAGCUGGCACCAUGGGUACGGUGUGCUCCCUAGCAGAGUUGGUUCCAUGCCACUUCCGCCUGGUUUUAAAGCAAAUCUUUCUACCUUGUUUCCGGUGCGAGUUCCCUUUCUGCCCUCACUCGGGCUGUGCAAGCAUGGGGGAAGUGCCUUGCCCUCCGCGUUCACUUGCUCAGAGUUUGGCAAAGCGAGGAGCAAAGGGAUGAGCAGCGUGGCAUCGGCAGGCACCUGCCGCCGCCGAGCGACACCGGCCCCGGGUCUCCUGCGGGCGAACCCCGGUGCUCAGGGUGGGCUCCACGCCCUGCGCUCUCGUGCCUCCACCUGGUGAUCCGCGCAGGACGUCGGGGGCAUCGGGAAUCGGGGCCCGGGAACAGAUCCGGGGGGGCCGGGCGGGCGCGGCACCGCCUCCACCGGCAGCGGGCGGGCCCCGCGCGGAGCGAAGCGGCGGCGCUGAGCGGAGAGCGGCGGAACGGGCGGCGAGGAGCUGGGCGGCAGCCGAGUCAAGUCCCACCACUGCCGUGGGCCGGAUGGGUGGCACGGUGGGGCUUGGGCCCGGGGACCCCCAGGGUGGCUGAGCCAUCCCAUGGCGGCAUCAAGUGCGGGUGCCUUUGCGUGGGUCUCCUUCCCCUCCAUGCCCACGCGGCGCGUGUACUGCAGCGCGGCGCACCACGACGGGCAGCUCUUCGUGCUGGGUGGCUGUGGAGGCAGCGGGAGAGCCCUGGGAGCAGCCGAGGUGCUUGACCUCCAGGCCCAGCGCUGGACCGCGCUCCCUCCGCUGCCCACGCCACGGGCUGGUGCUGCCACCCUGGCUGUGGGCAAACAGAUCCUGGCAGUGGGCGGUGUGGAUGCCUCGCAGAGCCCCCUCGCCUCUGUCGAGAUCUACCAUGUGGAUGAGGGCAGGUGGGAGAAGGCAGCAGCGCUGGCACAGCCCUCCAUGGGCAUCGCGGCCGUGCAGAGAGAUGGUGCCGUCUAUGUUCUGGGGGGAAUGGGAGCAGAUACCUCUCCGCAGGCGCUGGUUCGCGUCUAUGAGCCGGCGAAGGACCACUGGCAGCCGCUGCCCUCCAUGCCCACACCAUGCUAUGGGGCCUCUGCCUUCCUGCAGGGCAACAAGAUCUUCGUCUUGGGGGGCCGGCAGGGCAAGCUGCCCGUCACCGCCUUUGAGGCUUUUGACCUGGAGACAAAGAGCUGGACGCGCUACCCCAGUGUGCCCAGCCGCCGCGCCUUCGCCUCCUGCGCCAUGGCUGACAGCGUCUUCUUCAGCCUAGGGGGGCUGCAGCAGCCAGGGCCACACAACUUCUACUCCCGACCACAUUUCGUUAACACCGUGGAGAUGUUCGACCCCGCGCAGGGUGCGUGGAGCAAGCCCAGCCGUGCCAUCCGCAUGAGGGAGAAGAGAGCUGACUUCGUUGCUGGCUGUCUGGGAAGAUACGUGGUCGCCAUGGGUGGCCUUGGGAACCAGUCGUGCCCGCUGGACUCAGUGGAAGGGUUCAGCCUCACACGGAAGAGGUGGGAGCUGCUGCCCCCCAUGCCCACUGGCCGCUGCUCCUGCUCCAGCUGCCCAGCCCCUGACCUGCUCUUCGUCAUCGGUGGAGUGGCCCAGGGCCCCAGUGGAGCUGUUGAGGCUCUCUGCCUGCGUGAUGCACCCUGACAAUGGCUCUUCAGCCUGGGGAGCAGCCCCAGCAGAGCAUCAAGUGCCUGAAGACGGGGACAGGGUGUGCAGGGCUCCAAGAAGCUGCCAUCCCGUGAUACCAAGUACUGCAGCAGCGUACUGCAGCAGCCACGGUUUCUUGCAACGCACCAGAAACCCCUCCAGGCUCCCACAGCAGCGGAGUCCAGGGGCAAAACCUGGUGCCCAGGGUAGGACGAGGCUGCUGGCAUGGGGAGCCAUGGAGGUAGGGCUGUCGCUGGCCAUGCUGCCCCAUCCAGCCCCGUGUCCGUGCCGUGUGUGUAGCAGUGAGUGCUGUGUCGUUGUAGACCCAGUCGAUGUCUCAUGUAGCGCAGAGGUGCCCUGUAGCUCAGUGCCUAGGAGGUGAUGUAGCACCUCAAAUAAAUGAAAUGUGAAGUUUUAGCUUACUGCAGUCAUGUCAUCCUGCUGUGGGGGGGACAAGGGUUGCCCCAGCUUGCUUAGCACUUGCUUGAACCUUAUUGGUUUUAGCUUCAUGCAAAGUCACACACUUUAAAGCACAGACAGGUCGGAACAGAUGCAGGUGAGAGAUUCAGUCUUUUAAUAAGAUGACAUUAGAAAAAAUCUCAUGGGCCGGGGUAAAUAUCAAACGUGAGCAUCUGACCUUUCAGAGAGGGUGGCCAGUGUGCUGCUGCUGCAUCAGGCUUUGCACAUGCCAGGGCACUGCAUGGAAAAAGUUGGGCAUGGUUCAGAGAAGAGCCACUUGCUGCAUUUUGGGAGGAAUAUUCUGGGAUCCUUGGGCUGGCGGUACCUCUGUUGCUUGAAGCAUCCUUGCAUUCACCUCUGGAGUUGCCAUAGAAACACUCCUGUGCUGGAGCCAGCAUCAACAUGGGGCCCCAAACUGGGAAUUGAGGUGAAGCAGCUGGAGGGACUCGCCAUCAGCAGGACAUUAGUGACUUGUGCUGUGCUGAGAGGUCAGGGGGCUGGAAAGAGGGAUCCUAUGCUCCAAGCACAGCACACGUAGGGCUCUGGCACACUGCUGUGAAUAUUGCAGCAAACUGCACUUUCACAAUGCUCCCCUGAAAUGCCUUGGUGGGACACGUAUGGUACCCCUCUACAGCCUGCCAGCCCUUUCCAGAAGCCACCGAGGCUCCUAAGAACUCACCACAGCUUUUGUCGUGCGCAACCCUAAAUCACAGAGUUGCACUGGAAACGCAGACCUGAUUAACGAACUCAUCCCAUGGCAGCAUGGCACGGACAGAAUAAAUCAGGCACUGAGUCACCGGCAGGCUGACACUCCUCUGCAACAUUCCCUUCCAGCAUGGCGGGCUGCAGAGUGGGUGCUGGUGCUUGGAACUGCCCUUUCCAAACGCAAGGCCAUGCCAGCUGCACCUCAGCACCUUGCUGUCGUGUGUCCCCACUGCGGCGACAUUUCCAACAGCUCUACAGCUGUUGCCUCUUUGUUGCCUACAGUCAGCUUGUGUCUUUCAUUAGCACCCAAGUCUCCUGCAUGUGACUGGAAACCUGGGGUGCAUCCACUGACUGCAGCACCACUUGACUGUUUCAAUUGAGAAUCUGUGACCUUUCCUAGAAGUCUGGAUUGCUCAUUCUUUUCUCUCUCCACUUUUGGGCAUUGGAGCAGGAUCCCAACCAAAUGAGGGGAAGAAAGCCUCAAAGACAAGAGCCAAGAAUGUCUUGGGAUGGAUGGAGGAAUCUUCAGGCAAAAGGGCAAAAUAAAUGAUGACCCUGACGGUGCUUAAGACUGACACAUAAGACUGACACAUUAUUCAUUUAAGAGCUCAUAUGAGUUACUAAUUAAAUGCUAACAAAUUGAAGAAAAACAGUUGAGGGUCGUGCAAGAUAUAUUGCUGUCUAUCUCCUGGUAUGUUCUUCUAAUUUUUACUAAAUGAAAGGCUUCAAGUGUCUGGCUGGACUGCCUAAUGCUAGAAGCACAGUCUGUUACUCCAGAUAGAAGGAAUUCUACAAGCCAGCACCUGGCAACACUUCUGAUCUCCACAGAGCUGCGUUAUGGAUGAGGGAGACUGGGACUGGAGCUAGCUGUCAAACCCAUAAUUAAAAAAAUGUGUUUUCUUAUAGAAUUUCUUUCUGUUGUCAGGAGAGAAGAAAUACAAAAUCUCAUUUAUCAUAUUCCACAAAUUCAGUAGACAUUCAAACCAGAAAGCUCCAGCCACAUCAGAAACAUGAAUAGUUCUGCAUAAUAACUUAAAAUAACGCCCUGAAUCCUAUAGCUCACGCACAAAGUGCCAGGAAAUCCUUUCCAAAUAACAGUGCUGUAAUGGGUAGAAGGC
This is a messenger RNA of Lagopus muta (rock ptarmigan), 4313 nucleotides long. RefSeq names its product kelch domain containing 8B (gene KLHDC8B). The coding region runs from base 964 to 2028 and encodes 354 amino acids. The transcript is spliced from 6 exons. Gene Ontology annotation, molecular function: protein binding. The record is from RefSeq and is a predicted model, not a curated record. NCBI's taxonomy places the organism in Eukaryota, Metazoa, Chordata, Aves, Galliformes, Phasianidae.